AACUGUCUCCUCCGAUUCCUUUCCUCAUCAUCUUCUCCCCAUUUUCUUUACGGUUGUGGCGCUGAGUAUCCACCCUCCGCGAUAAGCCGCCGCGCAACGAUGCCGCUCCGCGAGAUACUUCACAAGAAGGACGCCCUCAACAACACGGCCGACCACUAUGCGUCUGGUGCCGUUCCCACGACCUCCGGGAGGAAUGUGCCUCAGAUUACCUUCAUUCGAACCGACACAACCUCCCAAGAAGUGAUUCGUCCGCCUGUCUUCGACGGAGAUGCCGAUCACCCCGACGAUCGAUAUCUAGAACCCGUUCCUCCUUCUCCUUCGCAUCGCAAAUCGUUGAAUCCGUUCCGUCGCUCGCGUGCUCCCUCAGAGUCUUCGGGUACAAGUUCACCAACGCGCCCGCGCGGAGAAAGACGGCUGACGCACUUGCUGCACUUGGAUCGCUCGGGGUCGCGGAAUUCCAGCUCGUCAUCAGUCAACGUCCCAUCCGACCUUCCGCAGAUAAAUUGUGAUAGAGGCGAUGAGCAAGAAAGGGAGGCACAAUGGGAGAAGAGGGCCACGAUGCUAGCACAGCGCAGCCCGCAAGCCGGAGCUUCGUGUCUGUCGCCUACUUCGCCGACAGGCUUCGGAUUGGAUGGCGCGCCAUCGAGGUCGCGGAGUUCUAGUCGGAGCCGCAUAAACGAUCCAGAAGGGGAUAUCAAUGUACAAGAAGCGAUCCGACUUCAUGAAGCUGGAGAACUCGAACGGUCGACAAAGAUGUUUGAGCACCUGGCGGACCCUAACGGUGCCAACAAUGCACUCAGUCAAGUGCUCUAUGGGCUAGCGCUCCGACAUGGUUGGGGCUGCUCGCCAGAUCCUGAUAGAGCCGUCAUGUAUCUCUCGGCCGCAGCGUCCAACUCGGCAUCAAUAGAGUCUCAGGCGCUCCAGGCCGGCAUCAAGAAGGGCGGAUCUGCCAAGGGAGAGCUAGUGUUGGCUAUUUUCGAGCUGGGAAACUGCUUCCGUAAUGGCUGGGGCGUCAAGAAAGACCCAGUCGCAGCGCGACAAUACUUUGAAACGGCAGCCAACCUGGGUGAUACCGACGCGAUGAACGAGGUUGCUUGGUGCUACCUAGAAGGGUUUGGCGGGAAAAAGGACAAGUUUACGGCCGCCAAAUACUACCGAUUGGCCGAAGAGAAAGGCAACAAAUUAGUGGGAAAUUCCUGAGCGUACUUUUGCUUGCUUCCCUUCCCCCGGAUGUU
Molecule: messenger RNA, 1235 nt
Organism: Aspergillus piperis CBS 112811
Lineage: Eukaryota; Fungi; Ascomycota; Eurotiomycetes; Eurotiales; Aspergillaceae
Product: tetratricopeptide repeat protein
Exons: 6
Coding region: 100-1200 (366 amino acids)
Molecular function (GO): protein binding
Source: RefSeq, a predicted model, not a curated record